Molecule: messenger RNA, 4359 nt
Organism: Cylindrotheca closterium
Lineage: Eukaryota; Bacillariophyta; Bacillariophyceae; Bacillariales; Bacillariaceae
Source: the annotation of a GenBank genome assembly
AUGAUGACAAAGAGCAACGGAAAUGGCUUAAUAAGGUUACUCGUAUCCAUCAUGCUCCUGAAGUUUCUCAUUUCCAGUGCUACUGCCGAUAAUAAUGCCGAAUCCUCCUCAGCGUCAAUAUCAGAAGCCAUUAUGCUUGCAUCUGAUUCUUCAUCAGCAUCAGCAUCAGCAUCAGCAUCGUCACCUUCAGCUCUAAGAAAAAGGAAACAAAGGCUACAGCAAGCAUCUGCUUUGGGAAUGACAUCGGCUGGUGGUCAUGCUCAAUCUAAUGAGGCAUCCUCCUCCUCUUCCUCUGAUGCACAUCCUCUGCUGAAUCAUUCAAGAUCGCUCCAAAUCAUUGAAGGGGGAGAAAUAAUAUCUCCCCAGUGCAACUUUGCCAUACCUUUUGAUUUGGAUCGACACAAGAAACGUGAAUAUGUCGUCGGCGUUCUAGCCAUUCGAGGCUUUGAAGCCGCCCGGGCGGAUUACACCAAGAUCUUUGCGGACUAUUUGACGGCAUCGGCGGGACAACGAUUCGAUCCGCCCAUUACCUUCAAAAUGGAACCCCUCAACUUUGUAACUCUCUUUUCUUCUGUGGAAGAACGAACAGUGGAUUUCAUCUAUGCCAAUCCAUCGGCCUAUUCGUGCAUCGAAAGUGAGUAUGAGGCCCAUUCGUUGGCCUCCCAAGUCAGUUUAAGAAAGGUGGAUGGGAAUACCUAUACUCUCAAGAAAUUUGGGGGUGUCAUUGCCACCUUGCACAAUAGGACCGACAUUAAUUCCAUUGAUGAUUUGGUGGAUAAGAAGAUUGCGGCCGCUUCCAUUUCGGGGUUGGGAAGCGGGCAGAUGCAAUUCAAGGCCAUGGUAGACAGUGGCAUGAAUUAUUUGCAAGAUCCAAAGCAACUUAUCUUCACCAGUAAUCAGGGCAAGGUGGUCCAAGGUGUGUUGUCGGGGGAAUUCGAUGUCGGCUUUAUUCGAACGGACCAGUUGGAACGCAGCAGAGAUACCAAUGGCAACUUGGUGAAUCGGUCCUUAUUCAAAGUGAUUGAUCCAGUUCCCAACUUGGCCAUUGAUGGCGAAGCCUUUCCUUUUGAAUCGUCCACAGAAUUGUAUGCCGAAUGGAACAUUGCUAGUCUGACUCAUGUUUCCCCAGAUGUGGCACGAGAAGUCCAACGUGCCAUGUUGUCCGUUGGAUCCUACGGGCAACUGGGGGAUGAUAUUUUGGAAUGUUACGAGACCUUCAAUCAAACGUAUUGCGACAGUCAACCACUCACGUUUUAUGGCCAACCAGUCCAAUGCAACAGCAGUCGUGCCAAGGCACUAUUGGCCACCGAAGCAUUGACGAUUGGAAAAUUUGCUGGUUGGUCCACCACUUUGAGCUAUAUGCCAUUGCGAUCCAUGCAAGAAGCCACUGGAUUCAUUUCCAUGGAACCGGAAACCAAGAUUUGGAGGUGCAUCCGAUCGGCAGAGCUAUAUGACGCCAUUUCUUGUCCCGCUGGUUUCGAAAUCAGAAGUAAGGAAGAAGUUGAUAGGGGAUGCACCGAUGUUGGAUUGAGUUGCGGGGAAGGCUACCAGUGUGUCUGUCGGCCUUGUGUGGCGCCCUUUGAACUUGUUUGUGUCGAUUCGGUCAAGAUUGGGGACAAUUGCGUCAGCUUGGCCAUCUUUUUGCCGGUUGUCAUCAUUUCGUUGAUUACCCUCCUUGGAUGCAUUUCUACAGCAUAUUUGCGAUUCAAGAAGAGACAAAUGGAUUCCUUCUGGCUUAUCGACACUGUUGAUCUGACAUUUGAUGAUCCUCCCACCUGCGUUGGCGAAGGAAAGUUUGGACUUAUCUUGUUGGCAGAUUAUCGUGGUACCCAAGUGGCUGUGAAACGAGUGCUUCCACCAAGACGAGCGAAACGAAACAGGAGAAGAAGAAAGAAGCAAUACCCCUACAAGGAUACUGCAAUCACUGACAGUGUCGCAUCCAACGGUAGCUACGAUGCUAAGUAUUUCGAUGUUGAAAAUCCGGGACUACAGCAACAUAGACGGGGCGAAAGCAUGGUGGCAAAAGAUGGUGUCUUUCUCUGGUGGGGUAAAAACAACAACAAUACCACUUCCAGUGUCAAACGAGAUGCUGAAAUAGAGUAUGAAAAAGUCAAAAAGGAAUUUAUUCAUGAAAUUCGCUACUUGGCAAAAAUGCGACAUCCGAAUAUUUGCACCGUCAUGGGCGCGGCGUUGCCGUCGAAUCAGUCCGAGCCAAUGCUCGUCAUGGAAUAUAUGACGGAAGGCUCCUUGGCACAAGUACUCAACAACAAGGCGGUAUCUUUGGAACCAGAACAACUUCUUAGCAUGCUACAAGACGUUGCCCAAGGUCUACGCUUCCUUCACACUGCCAAGCCGAAAAUUAUUCACACCGAUUUGAAAGCAAAAAAUGUUUUGGUCGACUCGAACUUCAAAGCAAAGCUCUCCAAUAUUAGUCUUCCAUCCAUUUCCAAAUCUGAGGCAGUUGGUACACCUUUCUGGAUGGCUCCCGAGCUUCUCAGCGGAACCAGUGGGAACACGACGAAAUCUGACAUUUACAGUUAUGGAAUUCUUAUCUAUGAGGUAUACAGUGGGAGACAACCAUAUCAAGGCGAAAAUUAUGAAACCGUGGUCCGAGAUAUCUGCGACCCUGUGAUUCAGAAACGACCAACGGCUCCAGUGGACUGCCCUGACAAGGUCGCCUUGCUCAUGCAAGAAUGUCUGCAGCACCAACCUUUCAAAAGACCGGACGCGGAACAGCUCGAUCUUCACCUUCGCGUGGAACUUAAGGUCACAGAAAGAACAAGCCGGUUGGAAAAGCUGAAUGAAGAAUUGAAGGUGGCUAGCGAGCAUAUUGCUUCGGCAUCAGCCAUGCAACUGCAGCACUUUGCUGCAAUGAGUCACGAGAUUCGUACCCCAUUAAAUUGUAUCAUUGGCAUUUCGAGUUUGCUGGAAGAAUCGGACCUUGACCCAUCGCAAAAAGACAGUGUUGAUAUGAUUGUCAACAGUGGACGGUUGCUGAGAAGCAUUAUUGAUGACGUUUUGGAUUAUUCGAAAUUGGAAAGUGGGAAUGCCGAAACUUUGAUUGAACGAAUUGAUUUGCAAGAGACACUCGAUGUUGUUAUUCACAUGAUUAAGACCAACGAAGUCACGAAAGACAAGAAACUCAAGAUUCAGACCGUCUUUGACCCGUUGAUUCCUCGCCAUUUGGAAGCAGACAGUCGCCGAACCCAACAGAUUCUGUACAACUUGCUGGGAAAUGCCAUUAAGUUUAGUCGACCUGGGCAGUCCGUUCAAUUUGUGGCAGAAGUAGUGGAUCGUAGAAUUCUGCGUUAUACCAUUAAGGAUUUUGGAAAGGGGAUUGCUGAGAGUGAUUACAACAACAUCUUUAUACCCUUUCGUCAGACUGCCACGGGUCUUACAAACGUUGAAGGUGGCACCGGAUUGGGACUUGCGAUUACCAAGAAACUAGUGGAAGCACUGCAUGGUCGCAUAUCGGUAAAGAGUGUGUUGGGCCAAUGGACUGAAUUCACUGUGGACUUUCCGUUUAGCGAUCGAGUGGUCAGUAUGGAUGAGAUUACUUCCAAGUUGAAUGGGACUCAAGUUUUGAUCGUGGCGAAAAAGGAUAAUUUGGAUGCAAGAGAGGCACGUGACAUCUUUACACAGUACGGAAUCAAGUUCAAAUUCCUUCCAUCCAUGCACGAAAUGGGGAAUUUGAUAUUCGACGAGCAAGACGGGGAGAAGUCGUUUGUGUGCUUGUGCCAAGAAGACUUGUUCGAGCCCGACAAGAACAACAUUUUCGAGCCAUCGACCAAGUACAGUCUCAUUACCUUUGGUCCCAAGUUUUUGAUAAAGAAGACUCCAAAACACGUCCGAUGCAUUCUUGAGACGUUUCCAUCCGUCCUUGCCAUGAACAUCAUUGAGAGCAUUGAAUCACCGAGUGGGGAGGUGAACAGCAUCGAUGCCUCAGCUCGAUCGUUGAUGAGUGCUAGCGCACCGUGGGCGUCCCUUCGAGUUUUGGUGGCAGAAGACAAUCUAAUCAAUCAAAAGGUCAUGCGACGAAUGCUGGAGCGAUUGGAAGUUGAGGAUAUCACCAUUGUCGAUAAUGGGGAAAAGGCUGUCAAGAUCGAAGCGGAACAGCAGUUUGAUUUGGUUUUGAUGGACAUGCAAAUGCCUGUGAUGGAUGGCGUGGAAGCCUGCAAACAAAUCUGCAAGCGCGAGGGGGGCCACCGCCAUGCCAAGAUCAUCUUUGUUACGGCUCACGCGGCGGAUUCCUUCAAGAAAAAAUGCAUCGAAAAUGGAGCGAUUGGGUACAUUACCAAGCCCUGCACCAAACAUGAUGUCGAAGAAGUCUUGCGACAGGUCGUAUGGGCUUCUUCAUAG